AUGAGUGAAACCGCUAAUAGAAUUGUCGGACAAGAAAAUGGUGUCGAUGUUUAUCAAAAUGCUAUGGAAAAUUAUGAGGAAAAUGAGCCUGAUCUUUCUCAAGAAGAAUGUUGGGCAGUAAUUUCAGCCUUUUUUGAGUAUCGUGGAAUUGUAAGGCAGCAAUUGGCCUCCUAUGAUCACUUUGUAGACUAUGAUGUGCAUGAUGUUGUAGAGGCAAAUCGAGAAGUUAUUUUGCAGCAUGUUGAAGACCGAAAUGAUGUGGAAACUCAAAUU
Racocetra fulgida is the source of this 273-nucleotide messenger RNA. NCBI's taxonomy places the organism in Eukaryota, Fungi, Glomeromycota, Glomeromycetes, Diversisporales, Gigasporaceae. The record is from the annotation of a GenBank genome assembly.